This is a messenger RNA of Globicephala melas (long-finned pilot whale), 2043 nucleotides long. RefSeq names its product FUN14 domain containing 1 (gene FUNDC1). The record is from RefSeq and is a predicted model, not a curated record. Lineage: Eukaryota; Metazoa; Chordata; Mammalia; Artiodactyla; Delphinidae. Gene Ontology annotation, cellular component: mitochondrial outer membrane. Gene Ontology annotation, biological process: autophagy of mitochondrion.
AGAACUACGCGCCUGGAGGAAAAGGAGGAGGAGGAGGAGGAAAAAAAAGAGACCAUAGACUUCCACCUGGGCCUAGAGCGGUUCUUAAAGUAGCGGGGAGAGGCGGGCGGGUUGGGACCACCUUCAAUACAGGCCGCCGGCGGUAUCAUGGCGACCCGGAACGCCCCUCCCCAAGAAUAUGAAAGUGAUGAUGAUUCUUACGAAGUGUUGGAUUUAACUGAGUAUGCAAGAAGACACCACUGGUGGAAUCGAGUGUUUGGCCACAGUUCCGGACCUAUGGUAGAAAAAUACUCAGUAGCCACCCAGAUUGUAAUGGGUGGAGUGAGUGGCUGGUGUGCGGGAUUUUUAUUCCAGAAAGUUGGAAAACUUGCAGCAACUGCAGUAGGUGGUGGCUUUCUUCUCCUUCAGAUUGCCAGUCACAGUGGCUAUGUGCAGGUCGACUGGAAGAGAGUUGAAAAAGAUGUAAACAAAGCAAAAAGACAGAUUAAGAAACGAGCAAAUAAGGCAGCACCUGAAAUCAACAAUAUAAUAGAAGAAGCAACAGAAUUUGUCAAACAGAACAUUGUGAUAUCCAGUGGAUUUGUGGGAGGCUUUUUGCUAGGCCUUGCAUCUUAAGGAUAUGAAUGUUCUAUCACAGUGGAGUCACCUCUGAGAAGAGAAAUGGUGGUGACAAGAUGGUCUCAGCAUUACCCAUUGACAGAUUCUCCAGGAUGACAAGAAACAACUAGCUGGACAGUACCAAACUCACUGCUUAGCAUUUUGCCAUCUGAAAUUUGGCAGACUGGUAUCUGCUAUAAAACAAUCUAUAUGGUCUGUGUAUAAUAGUAUUCCUGAGCAAAUCAUGGCUUUCAAGUUUUUUAAAAACUUGCAUUUGUUUAAAAUUUGCCUAUAAAACACCACCAUUGGAUGUAGAUAUGGAGAGAGAAAAAAAUUUGUUGGCUAUAUUCCCCAGUGAAGUAUCAUCGUCAUUUUAUUUAAAUAAGAUGUUCUCCAUUGUGCUUUUUAGUAUAGUGCCAAUAAUUUAAAAAUUUGUAUUAUAGCUUCAACAGUAGGGCUGACUUUUUUUUAAGGAUAUGUUUGCAAUAAACUGAAGAACUGUAAUGCCCUUUUAUGGAAGGAUUUACAAAUAAUAGAAUUCUUAAAGUUAUUAAACAAAUUUAAUACCAAUUUUUAGGUUGUUUUUUCCUGCAAUUCUUACUUUGCUUACUAUGUAAUAACUGUAGUAAAUGCUCUUCUAGGGAAAUACUACAUGUCUAAAGCUCUUCUUUUUUUUGAUGUCUGUAGUUGUAAAAAUAUCUUCUUGCAUAUAAGCUUCUAAUUUUUUUAUUCAUUUGUUUAUCUUGGCAGCCUGGGUAGAAUUAAUUAUUUUGAGGGUACAUAUACUUGGGUCACUGAUUCGUUUUAUUAACUUUGAGUGAAGCUUGUUUUUCAUUUUAAAAAAUCCUAAUUAUUAUUUAGACCCUUUCUUUACAAAGAGGUAAAAAUCACCUUAAAAUACUUAGUAGUAUAGUAUGAAUUUAUUGUCUGAAGAACAGUGAUUUUCUAUAUAAUCAUGAAAUUGCAGUUUAAAGAGAAUCAUCUCUUUGAUCUAGUCUUGAGAUGUAAAUGCUGAGGCUUUCAGCUUUUUAGGUAGCAUUUUAUGUUGGUCCCAACACUAGGCCAGUUGACUUGUUUCUCAGGGCAAAUAUCACACUCCCUCAGAGGGUCCUUGGCCUAGAAAAGCUUUUUGUAUUGUUUGUUUUGUCCAGAGUUCUACGUUGGAAUUGGGAAAAACAGCAGAACAACGUGUGUUGGAAUCUUCAGAUUGGAAAGACUUUGCAGAUACUCAAGACUAUCUCCUUUUGAUAGGAAGUCUCUAUAGUAUUUUUUGUGUAUUGUAAACAUAAGGCAUUUCAUGCUUUUGAGAUUGUUAUAGUCUGUGUGCUUUCAUUUUUGCAAGACUCCUUAAAAUUGAAUGUGGGAUUGAUCUUCAUUUUCUUCCUUUACUCUCAGCGCCUCAGAUAAAAUGCUAAAUAAAACUCAGACUUUCUUAAUAUGAAGUGA